Molecule: messenger RNA, 1137 nt
Organism: Miscanthus lutarioriparius
Lineage: Eukaryota; Viridiplantae; Streptophyta; Magnoliopsida; Poales; Poaceae
Source: the annotation of a GenBank genome assembly
AUGGCACUCCGCAGCGAGGACACUAGGGAGUUGCUCCAAGCCCACAUCGAGCUGUGGAACCAGACCUACAGCUUUAUGAAGUCUGUGGCGCUCGCCGUUGCUUUGGACCUCCGCAUCGCCGAUGCCAUCCACCGCCACGGUGGCGCCGCCACCCUCUCCCAAAUACUAGGAGAGAUUGGUGUCCGCCCAUGUAAGCUUCCCGGCCUCCGUCGCCUAAUGCGCGUUCUCACCGUCUCAGGAACCUUCACCAUCGUCCAACCAUCAGCGGAAACCGCGUCAUCAGAGUCGGACAGGCGUGAGCCUGUCUAUAAGCUGACAACAGCGUCCUGCCUCCUCGUCAUCAGCAACGAUGGCGGCGAGAGCUCGGCCACGGCGAGCUUGUCUCCUAUGCUGAACCACGUGCUUAGCCCCUUACGUGACUCGCCGCUCAGCAUGGGGCUCACUGCGUGGUUCCGGCAUGAUGAAGAUGAACAGGCAUCUGGCCCGUGCCCAUUCACCCUGAUGUACGGCACAACCUUGUGGGAGGUGUGCAGGCGCGACGACGCAAUCAACGCAUUGUUCAACAACGCCAUGGCUGCAGACAGCCACUUCCUGAUGCAGAUUGUCUUGAGGGAGUUCGGCGAGGUCUUCCACGGGAUAGACUCACUGGUCGAUGUCGCCGGCGGGGUUGGGGGAGCCGCCAUGGCAAUUGCGGUGGCGUUUCCGAGUUUGAAGUGUACCGUGCUGGACCUCCAUCACGUUGUCGCCAAGGCUCCUUCCAGUUCUAUUGACAACGUGCAGUUUGUUGGGGGUGACAUGUUUGAGAGCAUUCCACCAGCAAAUGUUGUCUUCCUCAAGUGGAUUUUGCAUGACUGGAGCGAUGACAAGUGUAUCAAGAUAUUAAAGAAUUGCAAGCAAGCUAUCCCUUCUAGAGAUGCAGGAGGAAAGAUAAUAAUCAUUGAUAUUGUGGUUGGGUCUGAGCCAUCAGACACCAAGCUUCUGGAGACACAAGUAAUCUAUGAUCUCCAUCUCAUGAAAAUUGGUGGGGUUGAACGAGAUGAGCAAGAGUGGAAGAAAAUAUUCCUUGAGGCUGGAUUUAAGGACUACAACAUUAUGCCGGUUUUGGGCCUGCGAUCCAUCAUUGAGCUGUAUCCAUGA